Funneliformis geosporum is the source of this 335-nucleotide messenger RNA. The record is from the annotation of a GenBank genome assembly. Lineage: Eukaryota; Fungi; Glomeromycota; Glomeromycetes; Glomerales; Glomeraceae.
CUCCAGCAUCUUGAUAUUAUCUUUUGUGAAAUUACUGAUAUAACAAUCAAAGAAAUUGCCAAUUCGUGUCUUAAUUUAAAGUAUUUCAAUUUGGAAGGGUGUAAUAAUGUUAGUAAAGAAGCUAUAGAUCAGCUCAUUUCACUUAAUCAAAAUAUUCAUAUUGAGAAUUUCAUGUGUACUAUAACACUAGCCUCUUUUGGUGCAUAUCCUGUGAUGUAUGAACUGUUAAGAAGACUGAGAAUGUCAGUUGAUACACCAAAAGAUAUUAUGUUUAUACAUAAUUAUGUUAACGAUGAGCUAAUGAGAAGAAUAGACAUUAUUAGAGCAAGCGUUAG